AUGGCAGCCGCAUUGCUAACGGAAGACGACUUGGAGGAACCAUCCCUCUCUGAUCUUGUCUUGAGUUUUGGGUAUAUAGGAUUCCACUCCUACUUCGCUGUGUUAAAGCGAAGAUUGGUGGUUUACCAGUCUCUUCAGUUUCUGCAGUCUGACCUCGGCUACAAACCAGCUGACAAGAACUUGGCAGAAAAUGGAGUAAAGGUGGCCCUGGAAGUUGGGUAUCGUCACAUUGACUGUGCUUUCAUCUACGGGAAUGAGGUUGAGGUUGGGAGAGCUAUAAAUGAGAAGAUUUCAGAUGGAACGGGGAAGAGAGAAGACAUAUUCUACACUGGGAAGCUCUGGUCCUCUUUCCAUGCCCCAGAGAGAGUUCGUCCCGCUCUUGAGAAAUCUCUAAAAGAUCUUCAGCUGGAUUACAUAGAUUUAUUUAUCAUCCAUAGUCCCUUUGAACCAGGAGAUGAUCCUUUCCCCAAGGAUGAAAACGGAAAAUUAAUUUAUCACAACACAGACAUUCGGGACACUUGGAAGGUGCAGCUCUGGACUCUGGAGGAGUGUAAAGAUGCCGGGUUGGUUAGAUCCAUAGGAGUUUCCAAUUUCAAUAAGAGACAGCUAGAGCUAAUCCUGAACAAUCCAGAACUAAAGUACAAACCAGUCUGCAACCAGGUGGAAUGUCACAUUUACCUAAAUCAAAGUAAACUUCUGGAGUUCCUCAAGUCAAAUGGUAUUGUGCUGGUGGCGUACAGCGUAUUGGGCUCAAGCAGGGAUGAGACAUGGGUAGACCAGAAUUCUCCAGUUCUAUUAGAAGAUCCAGUGCUAAAUGUCAUAGCUGAAAAGCUUGGCCGGACCCCUGCCCAAGUGGCAAUGAGAUACCUGCUGCAGAGGGGCAUCGUUGUCCUAGCAAAGAGCUUCACCCCAGCCAGGAUCAAGCAGAACUUUCAGGUCUUUGACUUCCUGUUAAGCGAUGAAGAAAUGAAGACUCUGGACGGAAUAAACAAAAAUAUGCGUUAUAUAAGUACUCCCCAAUGGCAGGAUCAUCCAAAGUACCCCUUCCAUGAUGAAUAUUAA
Molecule: messenger RNA, 1062 nt
Organism: Bufo gargarizans (Asiatic toad)
Lineage: Eukaryota; Metazoa; Chordata; Amphibia; Anura; Bufonidae
Product: estradiol 17 beta-dehydrogenase 5-like
Exons: 10
Coding region: 1-1062 (353 amino acids)
Biological process (GO): steroid metabolic process
Cellular component (GO): cytosol
Molecular function (GO): ketosteroid monooxygenase activity; steroid dehydrogenase activity; aldose reductase (NADPH) activity
Source: RefSeq, a predicted model, not a curated record